UUUUUUAAAUAUGUCAAAACUUGUCUAUUUCCAGUCCCUUGAUAAAUGAUUACAGAUUGACAUUUAAAAUUUUAUUUUGAAUAUAAAUGUGUACCUAUUAGACACGUGCUGAACGUGCUUAAUUUAAGACAUUCAAUUUACUUCCUUGAAAAUUUCUCGAUUCCUUUGUUGAAAAAGACAUUUUCAUUAAGAAUGAAAGUUUAAACCCCUGUAAAAAUAAAAAGCAAAUCCGAACAUAACCUCUCGUGUUCAAUAAAACUUCGUCAAAAUGCAAAAAGUAAAAAGAAAAAGUACAGAUAACGAUGGAUCUCAACAAAAGAAAAAGAAAGUAACUUUUACUGGCCCUAAAGUCGAAAACAAAAAAAAAUCAGAUGUAAAGGUAAAAGGUGAAAAAGUUAAUUUUGAUAAAGAUAAAACGAAAACGUUCAAAAAAUUUAACAAAAAUGAUCAUAAGAACAAAAGUUUAACUAAAAAGAAGCCUUUGACAUCUCAAGGUGAUGGUGAAAAACCUAAGUGGUCUGAAAUGAAAAAAGAAAAGAAGACUCUUAGGACAGAACGGCGUAAAGCUAAAGCUACAGCUGAAAUAUUUGAAAUAUCUCACAAAGCGAAGUUAUUAGCAGCUCAGAUCCAAAGAAAAGUGGUAAAACCAGAUUUUCGGAUGAAAGCCUGCAAAGAAUUACAUUCUUUAAUAAAAGGCCAAUACAAGUCCAUUGCUCUUACUCACGAUUUGAGUAGAGUUAUUCAGGUGUUGCUUAAACAUAGCCCUGAAGAUGUUAAAAAUGAAAUUACUGAAGAAUUAAUGGAUAUCAUGGUUCCCAUGAUGAGGUCUAAAUACGCAAACCACUCUGUGACACGUAUAUUGAAGUAUGGAACAGACUACAUACGUCAUGAAGUUAUAAAGAAGUUAUUUGGUCAUAUUGUUUCUCUUGCAUCUCAUACAAUCAGUGCGCCAGUCUUAGAUUAUGCAUAUGGAGAAUUUGCGACUAAAAAGGAAAAGAUUCACAUGCAACAGGAGUUUUAUGGUGAUAUGUACAAAAAUUCAAAAGAUAAUAAGGUAAAAACCUUAAGUGAUGCAUAUAAGAAUAGUCCAGAAAUGAAGUCGGCCAUCUUGCAGUCUUGCAAAGCAAACAUACAAAAAAUCUUAGAUAAAAAUUUGCACGAUGGCGAACUGUUGCAUUCUGUUUUAUAUGAUUAUAUUAGAGAGUGUAGUUCAGAAGACAGGGUUGAGUUGAUCUCAACAUUGAGUCCACUAAUUGUACCUCUCAGUAAUUCCUUACCAGGAGUCAAUGCUGCCAGUAUGUGUCUCUGGCAAGGCACUAAUAAAGAUAAGAAGACAAUAUUAAAAGUAGUCAAGGAGCAUGUGGUGCCACUGAGCAAGCAUAAAACGGGCUACAGGUUAUUAAUAGCUAUUUUUGAUUCUGUAGAUGAUACUGUUUUAGUUAAAAAAGUGAUUGUUUCGACCCUUGCAAACAACAUCAAGGAUAUCGCUAAUGACCAUUGGGGGAAUAUGACUUUACGUUGGCUCGUAAAACCAAAAGACCCGACAGUUUUCCACCCAACCUUUAUAAAGUUUCUGGAAGAAGGACUCAAAAGUGGUACAUCAAAGAAAGAUGCAGACCUUCGUGUGUCUGAAUUACGAGAAGCAAUAUUUCCAGCACUGAAGGCAGAUAUUGAAUCCGAUGCUAGUUUCUGGCUCAGCUCUAAAACUACACUAUUUUUAGUAGUGGCUUUAUUGUCUGUUGAAUCAUCUAAAACAAUAGUAGAAGCACUAGCCAAAGCAAUAUGUCAGUUAGAUUGGAAAGUUAAAGUUAAUGAUGAAGAGGUAUUUGCCAUAGAAGAUGCUGGCAUUCAUAUGUGCCUAAAGAAACUAGCAAUUUUGGACAAGACUGCAUCAGACUCAUUAGGAGAGGCCAUUUGUGACAAUAUUGAUGAUGAAACUUUAAAAGUCUGGCUGUCUUCAAACAGAGGUUCAUUCUUUGUUUUAAAACUAAUCGAAAACAACAACGACAAAAUAUCGAGCAAACUUAAAAAGAAGACCAAAAAUUAUUUGAAUAUACUGAAGCAGCAGUCUUCUGAAGGAGCAAAGCUACUUUUACAGUGUCUUAAGUAAUAAAACAAAUGUUUUUAUUAAACACAA
This is a messenger RNA of Melitaea cinxia (Glanville fritillary), 2137 nucleotides long. RefSeq names its product protein penguin (gene peng). Gene Ontology annotation, biological process: regulation of translation. Bases 269 to 2110 code for a protein of 613 amino acids. NCBI's taxonomy places the organism in Eukaryota, Metazoa, Arthropoda, Insecta, Lepidoptera, Nymphalidae. Gene Ontology annotation, molecular function: mRNA binding. Gene Ontology annotation, cellular component: nucleolus. The transcript is spliced from 8 exons. The record is from RefSeq and is a predicted model, not a curated record.